Dromiciops gliroides (monito del monte) is the source of this 1957-nucleotide messenger RNA. RefSeq names its product solute carrier family 43 member 3 (gene SLC43A3). NCBI's taxonomy places the organism in Eukaryota, Metazoa, Chordata, Mammalia, Microbiotheria, Microbiotheriidae. Gene Ontology annotation, biological process: transmembrane transport. The record is from RefSeq and is a predicted model, not a curated record. The transcript has 14 exons. The coding region runs from base 211 to 1689 and encodes 492 amino acids. Gene Ontology annotation, molecular function: transmembrane transporter activity.
AGUAAAGUGAUUGUCAGUUGGUGAUGGUGAAGCUGUGAAAGAGCUAUUGGAAGAGGAGGGAAUGAAGACAAAGUCCCGGGCUGAGUAUCUGGACUUGGAAAGGGACGUGCUGCAUAUUUGAAUAGGCAGAGUUAAAUCAGCUCUGAUCCUUGCCUUUCGGAGACUAGAUGAGCUCUGGAGAUCUAAAGAUCCUGUCCUUAAGUCAGCUUCAUGUCCCGAUCUCAGCUCUCCCUUCGAGUCGCCACCCUGCUGACGGGGAUACUGGAAUGUAUCGCCUUCUCCGGGCUGAUUUUUGGCUGGACCUCGCUGGUGUUCAUUCUCAAAAGUGAUCACUACUUCGAGGAUCUGUGUGAGCAUCCGGUUAAUGGGACAAGCAAUGCCACAGGUCAUAUAGAAUGCAGCGCUCAGGAUUCAAAAUACUCCCUCAUCUUUACCCUGGCUUCCUUCUCAAACAACUUCAUGACAUUCCCCAUGGGCUACAUCUUUGACCGCCUUGGAACCACUGUGGCACGUCUCAUUGCUAUAUCGCUCUAUGCAGGGGCCACUCUUCUUGUAGCCGUCUCCUCUCCAGGUACGGCACUAAUGCUCUUUGCGGCUUUCCCAAUGCUCGCUGUUGGUGGCAUUUUGUUUCUGCUUACCAAUUUGCAGGUGGGGAACCUAUUUGGCCAACAUCGAUCGACCAUAAUCACCCUCUACAAUGGGGCGUUUGAUUCCUCCUCUGCAGUCUUUCUCGUCAUUAAGCUUCUCUAUGAGCGGGGCCUGAAACUGAGAAUCUCCUUCUUCAUCCUCUCUGCCUUUAGCAUCUGGCACCUCAUCCGUACUUUCUUCCUUAUGCCCAAGGGGCACAUCCCCUAUCCAUUGCCACCCAACUACACCUAUGGCAUUAACUGUUCAAGGAGGGAUGAUGGAUCACAAGGAACUAAAGAUGAAGAAGUCAGAAAGGAAGAGGUGGAACUAAGGCAGGAAGUCAAAGACCCCUCCCCGGCUCUUCAGCAAGAGACAGCCAAGAUUGACCAGAGUAGUCCUCCCUCUUUCCGAAGCUGUGUGCUAUCUUGGCGAUUCUUUUGGCACCUGGUCUGGCUCUCUUCAAUGCAGCUGUGGCACUACCUCUUCAUUGGGACUCUCAACCCUAUGCUGAACCAUCUGGCACAUGGCAACAAGGUUCAAGUCAGCACCUAUACAAAUGCCUUUGCCAUCACUCAGCUCUUUGGGAUCUUGUGUGCCCCCUGGAAUGGAUUCAUGUUGGACCGCCUUAAGAAAAAAUACCAGGAAGAGGCAAGAAAAAGAGGUUUUCCAGAGUCUAUGGUAGACCUUCACUCUACCUUCCCAUCCUUGGCCACAACAUCCUUCUUGUGCCUCGCCUUCUCCAUCUUUGCCUCCAUUCCCAUCCUUCCCCUCCAGUAUUUAACCUUCAUCCUACAAGUUAUCAGUCGGUCUUUUCUGUAUGGAGGGAAUGCUGCUUUCAUCACUCUGGCGUUUCCUUCCCAGCACUUUGGGAAGAUCUAUGGGACAGUGAUGAUGUUGUCAGCCAUGAUCUCACUUCUGCAGUUCCCCUUCUUCAUCCUCAUCAAAGGGCCACUCCAGGGGAACCCUCUCUAUGUAAAUAUCGUGCUGAUAAUGUUCACUCUUCUCUCCUUUGUCCAUCCCUUCUUAGUGUCGAGGGAGUGGCGUCAGGAAAAACAUGUGUAAUGUUCUAGGCCUCUUUAUUCCUCUUUAUUCCUGAGCUAGAGCUCAGGGCUUCCUAGUAAUGCAACUUUUCUGCUUUCCCCAUUCCCUUCCUCUGCGUGUGUUACUGAGCCUCCUCCUUACAAGUCCAAGAGGGAGGAGGUAGGAAUGUACCUAGGAAGGCAUUCUUCCUAAGAUGAAGAUUUUAUCUGCCAUGGGAGAGACAAGAUCACAGAUUAUUUUUUUAAAAAGUGUUUUUGUACAAAAAUAAAAAACAAAACAAAGAUGUCUG